AUGCUGAUGUUUCAUCUAAAUAAUCAUCGUCAUGAUCACGAUGAUGAUGUUUGGAACAUCGUUUCAACUCUUCAAUUCCGUGAUGUAGUUGUCAUAGACAAUACAGCGGCUAUUACAGUGGUUAACGACAUGUGCUCUAUUUGCCUAGCUAAGUUUAGGGACACAGAUACAGUGAGUCAACUCAACAGGUGUCGUCAUGUGUUCCAUACAUGUUGCAUGGCGAGAUGGAAAAGUCCGGACAACUUCAGUUGUCCACUCUGUGGAUCAAAUAUGUUUCAUGCCACAUACUAA
Lactuca virosa is the source of this 291-nucleotide messenger RNA. The record is from the annotation of a GenBank genome assembly. NCBI's taxonomy places the organism in Eukaryota, Viridiplantae, Streptophyta, Magnoliopsida, Asterales, Asteraceae.